AUGGCAAUAGCUUUAGAUGAAGAAGAACAAGAAACAACAAAAGGUAAAAAACGUAUUUGGGUGCAUGAAAUUUUAAAACGGAGAAAAGUAGAUGGUGAAUUUUAUACAUUAUGUACGACUCUUGAAGAUCACGAAGAAAAAUUUUUUAUUUAUUUUAGAAUGUGUUCAUAUCAGUUUAAUAUACUUUUAUCAAAAAUAAAAAAUGAUAUUACUAAACAAAACACUCACUUUAGAGAAGCGAUACCAGCUAAACAAAAAUUGGCAGUAUGUUUAAGAUUUUUAGCGACAGGAGAUUCCUAUCAAACUAUUGCUUUUAGUUUUCGAUUGGGGCAUUCAACAGUUCAUUCAAUUGUAGUAGAAGUGUGUACAGCCAUUAUAAAACAAUUAUUAAAAGAAUACAUACCAGAACCAAAAAAAGAAAAUUGGGAGCAGAUAUCUAAUGAUUUCUGGGAAAUUUGGAACUUCCCAAACUGUAUAGGAGCGUUAGAUGGUAAACACGUUGUUAUAGAAGCACCUCCAAAUAGCGGAUCUAUGUAUUAUAAUUAUAAAAAAACAUUUUCCAUAGUUUUAAUGGCAUUAGUUGAUGCACACUAUAAAUUUAUUGCAGUCGAUAUCGGGGCUUACGGAAGAAAUAGUGACGGUGGUAUUUUUUCAAAUUCUAAUUUCGGAAAAGCACUUGAACGAAACAAAUUAAAUAUACCUGAUGGAAAACCACUUCCGGGAACUAGUGAAAAAACCCCGUUUACAAUAAUUGGCGACGAAGCAUUUCCCCUAAAAACAUAUUUAUUGAGACCAUACCCGGGUCCUCAAAUGUAUGCUGAUAAUACUAAAAGAAAAUUUAAUGACCGUCUCUCUAGAGCAAGGAAAGUUGUAGAAGAUACUUUUGGACAGCUUACUCAAAAAUUUCGUAUUUAUUCAAGAAGAAUGAAAAUAUUACCGAAAAAUGCUGACAAAAUUAUCAUGACUACUUGUAUUUUACAUAAUUUUAUAAAACAACAUGGAAAUAUUGGAAAUAGCACUCAAUUAUCAAAAUCUAUAUUAAUAGAUACAGUUCAUAAUAUAAUUCCAAUUCCAAGACAAGGAGGGAGUGCUAAUAGAGAUGCAUUUGAAGUUAGAGAAAAAGUUAAAGACUUCAUUUGUUCACCUUUAGGACAACUGCCAUGGGAAUAA
This is a messenger RNA of Acyrthosiphon pisum (pea aphid), 1170 nucleotides long. Its product is annotated as protein ALP1-like. The transcript has 2 exons. The record is from RefSeq and is a predicted model, not a curated record. Bases 1 to 1170 code for a protein of 389 amino acids. NCBI's taxonomy places the organism in Eukaryota, Metazoa, Arthropoda, Insecta, Hemiptera, Aphididae.